AUGAGGCUGACCGAGGUGUGGGGUGCCCUUGGCUGCAUGGCAGAAGCAGCCUGUGCCAAGGCCUGGUUUGGGCUGCAGAGCUGGGUGGAGAUCAUUGACAAGGAGAUUAAUCCCUUUGUGGAUAAGUGGGAAGAAGAAGGACAGUUCCCAGCACAUAAAGUGUUUAAAAUCCUGGGACAGGCUGGAUUCCUUGGUGUGGAUAAGCCAACAGAAUAUGGCGGCAUGGGUUUGGACUUCUCCUAUAACAUUGCAGUGGCAGAAGAGCUGGGAAAUAUCCGUUGUGGAGGUAUUCCCAUGGCCAUUGGAGUGCAAACUGGUAUGGCUACCCCUGCCCUUACAAGGUUUGGUUCUGAGGAGUUGAAAAAACAGUUCCUCGUACCAACUAUAGCUGGUGAUUUUGUGGCUUGCUUGGGAAUCAGUGAAGCUGGAGCUGGGUCAGAUGUCGCAAAUAUCAAGACAACGGCCGUGAGAAAGGGCGAUGAAUAUGUCAUAAAUGGUGGUAAGAUGUGGAUUACAUCCGGAAGCCAGGCAGACUGGAUGUGCCUCCUGGCAAACACCAGCGAAGGACCUCCCCAUCAAAAUAAAUCUCUCAUAUGUCUGCCAAUGAAUCUACCUGGCAUUCAUGUUGCUAAAAAGAUAGACAAACUGGGCAUGAGGUCAUCGGACACAGCUCAGAUCUUUUUUGAAGAUGUAAGGGUGCCCUGCAAGAACCUCAUUGGUGAGGAAGGAAACGGUUUUACAUACCAGAUGUUGCAAUUCCAAGAAGAGCGGCUGUGGGGAGUAGCCAGUGCCCUGACACCACUGGAAACUGUUAUACAAGAAACUAUUGACUACACACGGCAGCGGAAGGUGUUUGGCCGGCCUGUCCUGCACAACCAAACCGUGCACUUCCGCCUGGCCGAGCUGGCAGCCGAAGUGGAGCUCCUGCGCUCGCUGCUGUACCGCGCCGUGGCUUUCUAUGUAGAAGGCAACGAUGUGACAAAAUUUGCCUCCAUGGCUAAGCUAAAGGCAGGUCGUCUGACCCGUGAAGUGACUGAUAGCUGUCUCCAGUUUUGGGGAGGAAUGGGAUUCACCAGUGAAGUUCUCGUGAGCAGGCUUUACAGGGACUUGAGAUUGAUGUCAAUAGGAGGUGGCUCAGAUGAAACCAUGCUUUCCAUCAUAUGCAAAUACAUGGACACACUUCCAAGAAAGUGACGCAUCGGCACUCUCCCUUGAAAAUGAAGAAAGCAAGAGCAUGACUUGUGCUGCAUGCUGAAUGGGUACAGAUCAGCAAUUUUGCCAUCAGAAAGCACAUCAAAGUCUUUCACCAUUGCCACUUUGUGCUUUCCAAUGUCAAAUUCUUGUUGAUAUGAAGCACUCUGAAAGCUUGCAGCCUCCUGCAUUCCGUUUUUUCAGUUGGUGACCUAAGUUUUCCAAUGACCCUUGCUAAGCACACAGAAAAAAAUAUGUUCUUUAAUCAAGCUUUAUCUACACUUCACAGCAUCUAAGCUGAUAAUUACACAACAGAACUUCCAUAUGAAUGGAAGCUAUGUAGCUUAAUCUCACUUCAGUAAAGCUUUGCUUUCAAGAUGAACAAUCAUGGCACAAAUUAUUCCCAUCCAUAAUGAAACCCCAGAACAGUGCCUUUCCUCCCAAUUAACAGGUACCUUUCCUAUCUUUCACUUUUAGCAAGCAAUCAUUAAAAUGAGCUCUGUCAUCUUUGACAAAUCCAUAUCAAUUUGUACUCCACUCUCAUGGACUUUUGGUGAUGGGAGUAGUGUUAAAUUUUUAUUUGCAGAAUUCUACAAACAACUGUUUCAGUGUAUCUGAAGCUUGCAGAGGGUGAACUUCAGCAGCAAUGUACCAUGUUGUAUGCAUAAUUAUUAAGAAAAAUAUUAAAAUAAACACAUUAAUA
Molecule: messenger RNA, 1894 nt
Organism: Agelaius phoeniceus (red-winged blackbird)
Lineage: Eukaryota; Metazoa; Chordata; Aves; Passeriformes; Icteridae
Source: RefSeq, a predicted model, not a curated record